This is a messenger RNA of Dermatophagoides farinae (American house dust mite), 4847 nucleotides long. RefSeq lists its product as uncharacterized. Gene Ontology annotation, biological process: DNA integration. Gene Ontology annotation, molecular function: nucleic acid binding. The record is from RefSeq and is a predicted model, not a curated record. NCBI's taxonomy places the organism in Eukaryota, Metazoa, Arthropoda, Arachnida, Sarcoptiformes, Pyroglyphidae.
AAAAAAAUACAAAUACAAAAGAAAAAGAAUAAAUUUUUCUGCUGAUCAAACUUGAAUGAAAUAAAAAUCAUUACUAUCGAAAACGAUUCAGCCAUCGAUUUUAAUCAUUUUUUUUGUUUGUUUGUUUGCUAAUUCAAAUUUACAAACAAUAUGUUUGUGGUUUGUACACUGUUCUAGGUGUGUGUGUGUGUGUGUGUGUGUGUGUGUGUGUGUGUAUGAAUGAAAAUUAUUGAUUCGAUAACACAUUGAUUGUAACAAUUAUUUGAAUUAAAAAUAACGACGACGACGACGACAUAAAGCUAACAAAAUUAACAACAAUAAUUGCGGAAAAUGUUUAGCUUUUGACGCAAAACGAACAAGACGCCCAAGGAGGAACUCGGAAAAAAAUUUGACCGAGUUUGCAAAAUUGGCCAAGUCCAUUACAAAUAUCACGAAUCUUCAUGAUAACUUGGAGUUCACGGACAUAGCAGAAAUCACGGCACGAAAGAAUGAACUUCAGAAAAGAAUCGAACAGCUCCAGAACCAAGUGAUGGAGACUUAUAAAAAGUAUAAGAAUGUAAGGAUGUACAAUUUAAGGUUGCCAACGUGGAAGGUUUUUGAGAAUGAUACUUGGUAACAAGUAUUUGCUGAUCUAAACAGAGUAGCAGAUUUAACAGGUGAUAACAACAUCAUACGAUUUGUGAAAUGAUGAAUCUCAGCAAAAUAAUGUGUACAUCGCGAACUCAGCAAUAUUUCCUAAAAUGAUAACGUACGAGACAAUCCGUAUAUAACCCUGAUGAAUUCAUCUAAAAAUCAGAGGAGAGGAUCCAACAGAGAAUAUCAUCAGAAGAGACGAGAGGAUACCACAUCAGACGAGACGCUAUCAACAGAGGACCAAUAUCAAUAGAGGAGAAGCCGCAGUCAUCAGAAGUUACCAGAAGUCAACAGAUGUUCAUCGAUGUUAUUAUUAUUGUGAAUAAAGAAAUAAUUAUUCAACAAACGUUCUGGCCUAGAAGAGAGGUUAUGACAUUUAGUCGUAAUAUUAUAAGCCAGCAAGAUAGGGUAGGAGGAAUGGGUAACUACGGAUCAUCCAAAAAAUAUCUACAUAUUGCAAUCGAUUCAUUUACCAGAUUUGAUUGGAUUGUAACAUCGAAGACACAGACGGGAAAAGAUUUUGUGAAUUUAAUUAAUAAAGUGAUAACAUUACGGAAACCAAAAUUGGUAGUGGCAGAUCAGUAUACUGGAAUCAAAAGUACGGAAUUUCGACAAUUCCUAGAAAAUAAAGAUAUCAAAUUAAUGUUCACACCAAAAAAUCAUCCAGAAAGCAAUGGUAUGGUAGAAAGAGUAAACCAAACUCUUUGUGCUAGAAUACGACAACGUAUAUUGGAAACACCAAAAGAGAGACGACAAAUCUCUUGGACAACGAUUGCAACAAAUUGUGUAGAAGAAUACAACAAAACAAUUCAUAGCACGACGAAAUUUCCUCCGAUAUAUUUAUUAACUGGUGAAGAUCAUGAUAAGUUAAUAAGAGGAAAUAAAUUGGAAGAAAACAGGAAAAUUGCAUUUCAAAAUUCUUGUAAAAAUCAUGACGAAAAUAAGAUGCGCUUUGACAAACAUCAAACGAAUGAAAAAAUUGAAGUUGGACAAAUGGUAUAUGUAGAAACCGGAUCGAAGCUGAAUCGUGGAAAAUUAGAUCCUUUGUAUGAAGGACCUUAUAAAGUAACAGAUAAAGUUGGAACCAAUAUGUUACAAGUAAAGAAAAACAAUAAGAAGGAUUGGUUCCAUAUUGCUAAAAUCAAACCAGCAAUGUUCGGCAUACUAUUGAUUUUAUCGUUAAUGAUAGAACCAAUACGAAUGAUGAAUGAAACAGAUUGGGACACGAUAUCAGAUUUUGAAACAGAUGAUCCACCACCAUUUGAAACGGUUGACCCGGUGAUUUGGGUAAAAACGAAUCAUAAAUUGGCAUCGGUAUAUACUUUGAACUAUGUAGUAUUGAAAAUUCUGGAUCCUUGUGUAAUAGCAAGAAAAGAAAAACUAUUGUUACCAAAUGAUUUGGUCGAUUGUAUCAUGGCACAAAGAGAAAUUGAAAAUCUAUUAAGUGCAAAUUGUCCAGGUUUCAAACCACUGGAAAGUGUUGGACAUAAUACAAGGAAGAGAUCAGUCACCGGAAUUGUUACAGCUGGUGCAAUGCUAUUCUAUAUUGCCAGUACUGUUAUUGGAAUGGUUGGACAAGUAUGGAAUCAAUGGGUUCACACUGAUAUGAAACAAAUGAAUGAACAGAUUAAGAUGACAAAAAGGUACGAAGAACAAUUUGCAAAUAAGACGGUGGAUACCUUUAAAAAUCUGAUGAGUGAUAUGGAUGAAUUGGUUGAUCAGAUUAGUGAAGAAUUGAAAUCGUUAAGAAAUGGAAACCGUAUUGUGACACAAAUCAAAAUAACAGAACCCAUUUUAAUGAGGUUUUUCAAAAUGGCGAAGCAGAAAAAAGUUAUUCCUGAAUUUGAUUAUUUGUUUCCGAAUAUUACUUUGGAAGAUAAAAUAGAUAAACGAUAUUGGGAGUUAAUAAGAUGUGAAUCAAGAAACAAGGGAUACAUCAGUUUGGAAAUUAUCACGCCAAAAGUAAAACCCGAUGAAGUAAUUUUGAAAGCUCAUUCAUUCACGAUUUACAAAAGAGAUGGGAAGGGGGAAACUGCAUAUAAAUAUGUUGGCCCGAAAUUUUUGGUAAUGAAUGAAAAGAAUGGGUGUAUAAAACCAAUUCACAUUGAACCAAAAUCACAUGAACCAGAAGUAUUUUUAUCAUUGAGUAAACCAUUGGAUGAAAGUUGUGGCAAAUUCAAGCUAAAUGAAGCUUGGAAAAAAACAACUACAACGUUUGGUGAGUUAUCAUAUGAAAAGAUACAAACGUAUGUGGACGAAAAUGCUGUAUAUUUAUAUUGCAAUGGAUCAACGAUUGAAUUUAGAGAAAAAAGGUACCGUUGUGAAAAUUUUGUGUAUCGAUUGGAUCGGAAUCAAGAGUUCAUGCUGAACAGUGUCAAAUAUAAGAUGCUUGGAAGAAAUGUUACUGGAACGUUAUUGACGGAUAAGUUAAAGGAUCGAUUGACAAAGAAGGUCUUGGGUGGCUUAACCAAUUUUCGAAAUUAUAAGAAAGAGUUAAGAAAUUUAGAUCUUCUGGUUAAAGAAUUGGAUCAAGAAGCUAAAAAAUAUUGGGAAGUAAUUCCACAAUAUGAAAUGUUUUGGGGAAUUGUGGCCAGUAGUAUUGUUAUUAUCAGUUUGUUGUUGGCUACAAUUUUCGUUGCUAUUGGUUUUUGUAAAAUGUUUAGAAAAAAUCGAAAAAUGAAGAAAAGGCUUAAACGAACUGCCUCACAACUAAUGCAGAUGGAAGUAAUGAAAAAUCCACAAUAUCGUACUGUACCAUACCAAGGAAGAUAUUGAUGAGGGGGGAUGUAAGGAUGUACAAUUUAAGGUUGCCAACGUGGAAGGUUUUUGAGAAUGAUACUUGGUAACAAGUAUUUGCUGAUCUAAACAGAGUAGCAGAUUUAACAGGUGAUAACAACAUCAUACGAUUUGUGAAAUGAUGAAUCUCAGCAAAAUAAUGUGUACAUCGCGAACUCAGCAAUAUUUCCUAAGAUGAUAACGUACGAGACAAUCCGUAUAUAACCCUGAUGAAUUGAUCUAAAAAUCAGAGGAGAGGAUCCAACAGAGAAUAUCAUCAGAAGAGACGAGAGGAUACCACAUCAGACGAGACGCUAUCAACAGAGGACCAAUAUCAACAGAGGAGAAGCCGCAGUCAUCAGAAGUUACCAGAAGUCAACAGAUGUUCAUCGAUGUUAUUAUUAUUGUGAAUAAAGAAAUAAUUAUUCAACAAACGUUCCGGCCUAGAAGAGAGGUUAUGACAUUUAGUCGUAAUAUUAUAAGAAUAUCGAUGAAGAGGUUGAUUGGUCAAAGUACGAUCCUCUUGUCACGGGGGAUUACGCAGAAAAAUGGGAACAAAUAAAAAAGAAGAUAACAACAAACGAGCAUGUUAUCACCAACAUGUGGCAAAAUGGUCAUACACAUCGAGAUGGUCCGCCACCAACGGGAAAUCCAAAUCAAAACCGCAAUUCAACAAUGUUACCACCACCAAAUGGAGAGUGGACAUUUGAACCCACUCAAAAAUUCGAUACAACCCGAUACAAAUUAAUACAGCCGUUUUCGGAAAAAUACAUGGAAUUCCUAGACUUAUGGGAUAUUUUCAUGGAUGUGGUGGACAGAGCAACUAAUUUGUCAGAAUCAGCAAAGUUCCUGUAUUUGUAUUUCGAUAUUUUUAUAUUUCUUAAAGGCCUCCAUUGUUUGUUUUUGGAGUUGCUCAAUUUUUUUUGUUGAAUUUCAUUUUUGCAUGCUGUAACAUCCGCUAUAUCUGCAAAUUUCAGGUUAUUAUGGAGAUUUGUGAUAUUCGAUCUUAUGGACUUGGCCAAUUUUGCAAACUCGGUCAAAUUUUUUCCGAGUUCCUCCUUGGGCGUCUUGUUGUUCGUCUUUGGUCCGAAACUGAACAUUUUCUUCAAUUAUCGUCGUUAAUUCGGUUGGCUUCAAUUGCCAACGUAUAUCGUCUUUGUUGUCGUUGCGAUUUUCGUUUUUAUGUGGUCGUCGUCGUUGCUUUCGUCGUCGUUGUUUUCGUCAUCGUUUUUUUUCGUCAUCGUUAAACUUCUGUAGAUACUCGAUUGGAUUCACUAGGUAUCCUACUGACUUAUAAUAUUAUGACAAACUGUCAUAAACUUGCUUCUUGACAAAACGUUUGUUGAAUAAUUAUUUUAAUGAUUUAUUUAUUGAUUUACAAUAAUGAUUAUUUGGGUUAUUAGGAUUUUGGUUGGAAUUAUAUACUAAAAUUAUCUAAA